AUGCCACCUGUCAAAAAGGCAGAAAAGAAGAAGAAGGAAAAAAGCAAGGAAGAAGUUAAAAUCGUAGUCUUCGGUUCGGGUGGUGUGGGGAAAAGUGCUCUAAUUGUACAAAUUCAAAAUGUUUUUGUUGAACAUUAUGACCCAACCUUGGAAGAUUCUUAUCGUAAAGAUGCUAUAAUUGAUAAAAAGGAAGUAAUUUUGGAUAUUUUGGAUACUGCUGGUCAGGAAGAAUUUCACACUUUGAGAGAUCAGUAUAUCAGACAAGGAGAAGGAUACAUAAUUGUUUACAGUAUUACAAAUCGUUCCAGUUUUGAAGAAGCUUACCAAUUUAUUGAUCACAUUUUACAAACUAAAGGACUUGAGGAAUCUGAAUAUUCCAAUGCCAAGAAUAGCAUUGCCAUUAUUCUGGUUGCAAAUAAAUCAGAUUUGGAAAGUGACAGAGCUGUUACAAAAGAGGAAUCUACUGAACUAUGUCAACGUUUUGGAGGAAUUCAAUUCUAUGAAGCAAGUGCCAAGACUAGAAUGAAUGUGGAAGAAAUCUUUAAUGAUUGUGCCUCUCAAGUUUUUGCAAAAGUUAAAAAAUCAGGUGGAAAGGACGAAAAGUGUCUUUUAAUGUAA
Naegleria gruberi is the source of this 618-nucleotide messenger RNA. RefSeq names its product ras family small GTPase. Lineage: Eukaryota; Heterolobosea; Eutetramitea; Acrasida; Naegleriidae. The transcript has 5 exons. Gene Ontology annotation, biological process: signal transduction. Bases 1 to 618 code for a protein of 205 amino acids. Gene Ontology annotation, cellular component: plasma membrane. Gene Ontology annotation, molecular function: GDP binding; GTP binding; GTPase activity. The record is from RefSeq and is a predicted model, not a curated record.